Closterium sp. Naga37s-1 is the source of this 3081-nucleotide messenger RNA. The record is from the annotation of a GenBank genome assembly. NCBI's taxonomy places the organism in Eukaryota, Viridiplantae, Streptophyta, Zygnematophyceae, Desmidiales, Closteriaceae.
AUGUGUCCGGAGCUUUUAGGGGAUCGCGUAGGAGCAGAGGCGGUGGAAAGCCAGCGCGCCAGCCUGUGGGCCUCGCAAACUGCCGACCGCCAACGCGCGCCUUGUGCGGCCAUGAGCGCGGCGGCUAGAGGCAACCCAACUGUCGCCUCGCACACGUCACACAGCUCCAUAUUCCCGCGGCCCUUCCACCUCCCGCAACAACCGCUGAUCGCGCCGCCGCACAUCUCGGCGCAGCACUUCCUCUAUCUCCAACAGCAGCAGCGCCGCCUGCAGCUCGUGCAAUCCCUUCCCAUUCCGCAACCCCUCCUCCACCAAUCCUCCGUCUCCGCCGGCUCCGCGGCCGCCGCCGUUCCUCCCGCGGUCUCCGAAGCGCGGCUGCCGGCGCCGGCGUACGACUAUGCGACCCACGGCGCGGUGAUGACGCCGGAGCAGGUGGAGUCGCUGCGGCGGCAGAUCUCGGUGUACAGCACCAUCUGCCAGCAGCUCGUCGCCAUGCACCAGGCGCUCACCGCGCAGCACGCGCACUUCACCGCAGCGGCGGCGGCAGCGGGGGUGCUGGGCCACCUGCCCUUCCCCUACGACCACUACGGCGUCGGCUCCGCCGCCAUCGCCGCUCACCCCAAGACGCGCCAGCGCUGGACGCCGCAACCGGCGCAGCUGCAGAUUCUCGAGAAGUACUUUUCGUUCUCCACGGGCACGCCGAAUAAGGCGCGCAUUCGGGAGAUCACGGCGGAGCUGCAGCAGCAUGGGCCUAUAUCGGAGACGAAUGUUUACAACUGGUUUCAGAACCGCAAGGCGCGGGCGAAGCGGAAGAACUCAAAUCUCGCGAAUGGGGGGAGUGGCGGCGGGGAGAAAGACGCGGGCGCAGGGGAAGCCGCGGGGACUGUUGCCGCGCAUGGGGCGGGGGGGAAGGGGAGCGCGGGGAACGGUUGGGGGAGCCAGGGGGAGAAGCGGCACAAGGGGGACUCGUCGGAGAGAGUAAAGGAUGUGAUUGGAGAGGGGGAAAUGGGCCUCGUGCGCAGCGGCAGUGUGGCGAGUUCAGGCGGGGGUGACGUCAGCAGGGACCCCGACGGGAGGGGCGGGCACGAGGCGGGCGAAGGCAGCCCCGGGGGAGUCAGCGCCGCGGGGGGAAGCGGUGGUGGGGCGGGAGGGGCCUUCGCGAACGGCGGGGAAGGUGGGGGGAACUACACCGCGGAGGGGCAGGAGCGGGGCGCAGGGUCGGGGGGGGAGGGCGCAGUGAGUAUGGGCGAGGCAACAGCGGGCGCGGGCGGUGCUGGGGAGGGAACGUUGAUGGACCGUCAGCAUGUGGCGGACGUUGUGGGGGUUGGCGCCAUGGCCGCAGGCGACGGCGCGAUUGCAGCAGCGCCUGUAGCGGAAGGGAGAUUGCCACAGUACGGUGGAGAGGGGUGCAGAGCGGCAGGGUUUGAGUCCGUUCAGAUGGAGACAGGCUUGUUGGGGGAUGCAGUCGCAGGAGAGGGUGCGCUGCAGCAGGUGGGCGCGCACAUACCAAGGCAGCAGCAGCGCCUCGAUGCGCCUGGAGAGGCGGCUUCGGCAGCACACGUGGACGCACACGUGGAUACCCACGUGGAUGCACACGUGGAUGCACACGUGCGCAUGGACGGAUGUGGGCCAAUGGACAUGCAGCAUGCACGGGCCGGGGACGGCGCACAUCUGGGCGGAAGCGGGGGGUUGACUGGCGCGCAUGCGCACAUGGAGGGGGAGGCGCAGAGCCACAUGCGCGCGCACAGCAGCGAGCACGUGCGCACGUGGGGCGCGCAUGGUGCAGGGGAGGGGGGUGAGUCGCGGGGGCAUGGCCUGGGCGGGCACGCACUGGCGGAAGCCCAGGGGGGCUUUCGGGAGCAGUGCAUUGAAGGGCGGAGUGCGGAGCAGGAGGGGGUUUCGAGAAGAUCAGGCGAUCACGUGCAGUCAGCGAGCCUGGCAGUCGCGCCAGCACCUGAAAACACACCUGGAGAAGCACCUGGGCAUGGCGACGGUGGAGUUGGGAGUCACGCGUUGGUGCAGGAGUCGCUAAGACCACAGGGUGAUGCGAGUGGGGGUUUGCUGCAUGAGAGUGAGGCAGGGGUUGGGGAACAGAGGGAGGUAGGGGCCGUGCAGUGUGGGCAGGCACAGGUGACAGUCCAGCAGGGGGGGCAAGAGGAGAGUAUGGCUGGGCAGCAGGAGGUGGAGCAGCGUGCGCAGGAGCUGCAGCAGCAGCAGCAGCAGCAACAGGGCGUGGAGCAUGACAGUGUCUUGGCUCCUCCGCUCGCCUGCACGCUUGCUGCUGUGCACACAGCAGAGAGCAGCGUGCAUGCACAGGGCGACAUGCAGCAGCAGCAGCAGCUGGCUGUCUCGCCUCCACAAGUGAUGGCGCCCCCACAGCAGCAGGGUGAGGAGGGUGGGCAGAUGGAAGGGCUGGAGGCUGGUGUUGUGGUGACAGGGCAAGACGGGCAAGCGGGGCUCAGUCCGGAUGCCGCCGGGGCAGCUGCUGGUAGCGCGGGCAGUGCUGGCAGUGGCAGUGCUGGUGCUGGCAUUCUGGAUAAUGCUGCUGCUGCUGCUGCUGCUGAAGCAACCGUUGCUGCUGGUGGCACUGCUGCAGCUGCUGCUGGUGGCACUGCUGCAGCUGCUGCAGCUGCUGCUGCUGCUGCUGCUGAUGGUGGUGGUGAGGCAGUGUUGGAUGGUGGUGAGAGUGCAGGUGCUGCGUUGGGUUUCAGUGGAGUGGGUGCAGUGGGCAUGGGCAGUGAGGUAGUGGCGGAGGUUCAGGAGCAGCAGCACAUGCUGAUAGACCAAACCAUGUUCCACCCACCUCCUCGUAACAGUUUUUUUCGUACGGAUGUCUGUUCUCCUUACUUCUUGCCCUCUUCCGUUUCUGUCGCUCCAGCUCCCCCGGAGGCGACGAGUGCGAUGCAGGUGAUGAUCAACGGCAAGCCGUGGGACGUGCCCAUUGGGCUGCUGGAUGUGCGCAACAGCUUUGGGGAGGGCGCCGUGAUAUUUGACGCACAGGGGUGUGCCGUGCCAACCAACGAGAUGGGCAUCACAUUGGAGCCUUUGCAGGAAGGCAGCAGCUACACCGUCCAGGGGUGA